AUGCGAUCGAAAUGGCGAUCGAAACAGCGAUCGACGACCACUCUCCUCAGGGCUUCUCCUCCGGCGUCUCCUCCGGCGUCUGUCGUGCUCUCCGUUAGAAGACCGCUCGAAACCACCAUGAACGACGACUGUGUCGGUGAGCUUCGUCUUCUCCGUCAGAAACCGAUCGCAACCCACCACCGCCGACGACUCUCUCGGUCCUCACCGCGUCUCCUCCGAAUUGAAGAUUCUCUCAGGUUUGUGGUGAACGCAGCGGUGGUGAAGACCCAUAUCAUUAAGGGACUUCUCGCACCCUUUGAGCUCUCGACAGAAGCUCCUCCUCCUGAAUCAUCGUCAAGCAACCAUCAACAAGAUAGUGCUCUUCCUGAACCCUGUCCACAGGGUCCUUAUGCGAGUUUUCCACCUGUUGUGGAGCUCUCUUCAACACAACCCCCUAUCUUCAGUACUGAAACCUCAAGCUUUUGCGAAGAAUCACCUAGAGGGUGCAAAGAAAGAAAGAAAUGGUCAGUGUCUGAUGAUCUCGUGCUCAUCAACGCAUGGCUAAAUACAAGUAAAGACCCUGUGGUCGGGAAUGAGCAGAAAGCAGGUGCUUUCUGGUCACGCAUUGCGGCUUACUAUGCAGCAAGUCCAAAGGUGGAAAGAGGUCAACAGAGAGAGGCCAUUCAGUGUAAGCAAAGGUGGCAGAAGAUGAACGAUCUUGUUUGCAAGUUCUGUGGCUCUUACGAGGCUGCAACAAGACAGAAAACAAGUGGUCAGAGCGAGAGUGAUGUGGUUAAAAUGGCACACCAGAUCUUUUACAACGAUCAUAAGAUUAAGUUUAAUCUUCACCAUGCUUGGGAGGAGCUGAAAAACGACCAGAAAUGGAUAUCCGUUGCGACUGCUAAGCUUGAUGGACGGCAAUCAUCAAGCGCUAAGAAGAGAAGGUUUGAGGACGUUGGGCAAGAGGCAAGCUCGCAAGCAACCACGAAUGGUGAUCACCCUGCCAAACGUCCUGUUGGUGUGAAGGCAACGAAAGGAGGAGGUGGUAAGAGACCUAUGGGUGAUCAACUAAGUGCCUCGGAAUUCCAAUGUGGUCUCUCAAAGAGAAAGACUUGGCGGCUAAAGAGAGAAAGAUGGGUCUGCUGGAGAUUCUCAUUGCAAAGAAAGAGCCCUUGUCUCAGUUUGAGGAAGCACUGA
Brassica oleracea var. oleracea is the source of this 1176-nucleotide messenger RNA. Its product is annotated as glutathione S-transferase T3-like. Bases 1 to 1176 code for a protein of 391 amino acids. The record is from RefSeq and is a predicted model, not a curated record. The transcript has 3 exons. NCBI's taxonomy places the organism in Eukaryota, Viridiplantae, Streptophyta, Magnoliopsida, Brassicales, Brassicaceae.